AUAAUAGAAAAAGGAAAGGUAAAGAAAACAAACAGACAAACAAUUUCUGAAACUGUUUUAACAAAAUCUCCAUUUUAGUCUUAUUUUUUCCUUUUUCUUUUCUUUAAACAUUUAUUUUUCUGCAAACCCUUUUCUUUAAUCUUCAAAAAUUCUCCAUCUUUUAUUAUUUUUUUCUUAUUUUUUUGUAAUUAUUCUUGGACUUGAUUUGAGUGAAAAAGCUUCCACAUUUAUGAAAUGUGAAAAGAAUUCUUGAAUUGUUUUUGUCAAUAAAAAAGAUUCAAUCUUUUUUAUGUUUUGUUGCCACUCAAAGAAAUUUUGGAUUUUGAGUGUUGCAAAUUUGCAAUAGUAAGAUAUCUUUAAAUUUUGUGUUAUAUAUAAGAUUAUAAGAUCAAAAUUUUUUAAAAAGAAUCAUGGAUCAUAUAAUUGGGGCCAAAUUCAAAAUGGGUCGAAAGAUCGGUGGUGGAUCCUUUGGAGAAUUAUUCCUUGGGGUUAAUAUUCAAAAUGGAGAAGAAGUUGCUGUAAAGCUGGAACCUGCAAGGACCAAGCACCCUCAGCUUCACUAUGAAUCAAAAAUUUACAUGCUUCUUCAAGGAGGAACGGGAAUUCCUCAACUCAAGUGGUUUGGAGUCGAGGGUGAUUACAAUAUCAUGGUUAUUGACCUUCUAGGCCCAAGUCUUGAAGAUUUGUUUAACUAUUGCAACCGGAAGUUUUCUUUGAAAUCAGUGUUGAUGCUUGCAGACCAAUUGAUUAACAGAGUUGAGUAUAUGCAUUCAAGGGGCUUUCUUCAUCGUGAUAUAAAGCCUGACAAUUUUCUAAUGGGUUUAGGACGCAAAGCCAAUCAGGUUUACAUCAUCGACUAUGGGCUUGCAAAAAAGUAUAGGGAUCUUCAAACUCAUAAGCAUAUACCAUACCGGGAAAAUAAGAAUUUGACAGGCACAGCUCGAUAUGCUAGUGUGAACACUCACCUUGGAGUAGAACAAAGCAGAAGAGAUGACUUGGAAUCCCUUGGUUAUGUACUCAUGUAUUUCCUAAGGGGAAGUCUUCCUUGGCAGGGCCUUAAAGCAGGGACAAAAAAGCAGAAAUAUGAUAAGAUCAGCGAAAAGAAGAUGUUAACUCCUGUCGAGGUUCUUUGCAAAUCAUUUCCUUCGGAGUUCAUAUCAUAUUUUCAUUAUUGUCGAUCGCUGCGUUUUGAAGACAAGCCAGAUUAUUCGUAUUUGAAAAGACUUUUCCGUGACUUAUUUGUUCGAGAAGGUUAUCAGUUCGACUAUGUCUUUGACUGGACAAUAUUAAAGUAUCCUCAGAUUGGUUCCAGUUCCAGACAACGGCAGUCUAGCGGGAAAGCUGGUUUAAAACCUCGGCAAUCUUUUGAGCAAAUAGAUAAGGCUCCAGUAGGACAGGAGACUCGUGAUAGAUCUUCAGGUGCAUUAGAAGCAUUCAGCAGAAGACUUGCUUCUGGUGCUUCUGGCACUUCUGGCACUUCUGGCGGACAGCCUGGUGAUCGUGUAAAGCCCCGGACAUCAGAGGAUGCAUCAUCGUCUAAGGAUGCACGACCUAGUUCAGAUAGAAGCCGCAUUUCCCGCAAUGGCAGCGUGUCAAAGAAGGCUGUUGCCUCAAGCAGCAGGCUAAGCUCCACCGUCGGAGGUAGUGAGAGUCGUUCAAGCUGGCUGUUCUCAAACAGCAGUCGUCUGUCCACCACCCACAGAAUCCAUUCUGGACCUAAUUCGAAAGUGUCCCAUGGAGCCGCUGCAAGAGACUCUCGAGAUGAUCAAUUACGGAGUUUCGAGAACCUCAACAUUGGCACCGAUAAAAACAGGAGAUGAACAUCAAUGCUUUGCGUUUGGUAUAAAAUUGUGCAGCUUUAUGCAGGAUAGUGCGUGUUCCAUUCUGUUUCACAUAAGCACUGGUUAUAUUGUCUUCCGCCAAAUCACAAUGCAGUUUCCGUAAGUGCAAGAUCCGUUGCGGUUGCGGUUGCUGAUCUCGUGUAGUCUUGUAAACUCGUCGGGAGAAAGGCGCUAAUUUCCCCGGAAACUGUUGAAUAUUGAGGUAUAGUAUUACAGCAUAAAGUUGAAAUUAUGGGUAAAUACUCAUGAACUUGUAGCAUUACUAUUACAACUUUCAGAUUUAAAACAGUUUAAAUACUGCAAAACUCAUGGUCUAUUUUAGUCCAUUGUAAUACCAUUGUAUGACUAGGGUUUAUACUCAUUUCAUAUUUUUUACCCUAUUGUCAAAUAAAGAAGAUACUUCUCAUGUAUUA
Molecule: messenger RNA, 2254 nt
Organism: Mercurialis annua (annual mercury)
Lineage: Eukaryota; Viridiplantae; Streptophyta; Magnoliopsida; Malpighiales; Euphorbiaceae
Product: casein kinase 1-like protein 10
Exons: 14
Coding region: 411-1820 (469 amino acids)
Biological process (GO): peptidyl-serine phosphorylation; endocytosis; signal transduction
Cellular component (GO): cytoplasm; nucleus
Molecular function (GO): ATP binding; protein serine/threonine kinase activity
Source: RefSeq, a predicted model, not a curated record